AUUUGAUAAAUGGAAUGCUUCGAAGUAUUCAAGAAGUUGAUGUUGGUAUUAAAUUUAAAAAUCAACAAAACAUGGUUGAUUUCACUAAAAAUGGUUCAUCUAGGGUGGAGAAAAAUCAAUUAUUCAGAAAAUAUUACAUUGACAAGCUUCUACGGCAAUUAAAAUCUAAAGUAGACGUAUUAGUCAAAUAUCUUCGAUAUAAAAAGUAUACAAAAUAUGAGAAAAAGUAUAGUCGGGUAUUUUUAACAAAAACCAGCCAUUGUAAAAAAGAUUUCAAAUCCAAAUCAAAAACUAAAAUUGUUGAGAAGAAACUUGAAGAAAUGAAAGAUUCAGAGACAGAAGAUUCAAUGAAAUGGCAUGAAAAUGUACAAAAAAUGAUUUUUGAAAUGUGUGAAUUACCUUUGUUAUCACCAAUGUCAUCUGAGGAUAAAAAUGAAGAAGUUGUAUUCAACGACGCGUCCACACAAACUGAUGCACUGUUAGAAAUAGAUAAAAAUCAUACAUCAAAACAAAAACCCAAAAAUGAAAUUAAAUGCACACAAACUGAACGUAAUUUAUAUUCACGCGAUAAAUUAGUACAAACCACAACGUUCAAUAAAACAAUUGGCACGAAUACUCAACCGGCAGAUUCGGCACUGUUAGAAAUAGAUAAAAAUCAUGCAUCAAAACAAAAACAAAAAAAUGAAAUGAAAUGCACACAAACUGAACGUAAUUUAUAUUUACGCGAUAAAUUAGUACAAACCACAACGUUCAAUAAAACAAUUGGGACGAAUACUCCACCGACAGGUUCGACAGCUCAAAAUGAUAUAGGAACUCAAACAAUUAAUCCUAAAAUUAUUGUGUACAAAGAAAUUGGUAUCAAUACUAAUAACGAAACAACGCAUCAGAAAUCUAAGAAACAAACAAAUAUUUUAUUACAAACUAGUCAAAUAUUAUUAAAACGACAAAAAAUGUUCGAUAUGAAAUUAGCGAUGAUGCGAAAAAAAUUAGCCCGAAAUAAAGUGCAAAAAUCAAUACCGUCGAAUACCUCUUCAUGUAAUAAUAGUGAAUCUGGUUAUUUAUCACAAAAUUGUUGUAGGCAUCGAUUAAACCAUCACGAGCCAUCGCCUUGUGGAAGAUUUUCUCCAUAUCCAGGAUAUUUUGGUACCUUUGUACCAAAUUUCUUCCCUCAUGUUGAUAAUCAGCGUUAUCAGUGUUGUAAUCGAAUUGUGGAUGUUGUGAAUUGUGGGAAUUGUUUAACGAAUUCUCAUGAAUUUAAUCGUAAACAAUCGGCGCCAAAAUCUACGAAGAAAUUUCAAGAAGCGAAUAAAAAGUUUAAUUAUUCUAGUAAGAAUUGUAAGCGAAUUUCGACUCCUCUGAGACGUUCAAAACGGUCACCUACACCUUCUAGUUGUUGUAGUUCAAAAUCAUCUAGGUCUAUUCGAACAUAUAGUACGAGUAGUGAAUCUUCGAGAGAAGAAACAACGAAAGUACUUAGUAAACGAUUAAUGUUGAAAAUGAAAAACUGUUUUGGAUCUGAUACCGAGAAUUCUAUCUCAGAGAAAUCUAAAAAUAUAAUAUUAGAACGAAGAAAAACUGGGAAUAAUAUUCAAACAUUGCAACAAAGUUCGAAAAUUCCAACAAAGAAAAACAUUUUAAAGCGUAAAGAUUUGGUAAAAUCGAAAAAACUUUUAAUGGAAAAAGACGAGUUGCAAUUAAAUAAUGAUAUCUUUGGAAAUUCUAGUCAAGUUGUAGAACAAAACAUAGAAAUUCAUGAAAGUUUAGAAAAUGUAAAAAACUCAAAAGAAGUUGAAUCUACAUUAAAUCUAGGUGUAAGUGAAAAUGAAAAUUCAAAUGAUGAGCUAGAAGACGGAAAUUUAUCCGAUACUUCUAGAAAUUUUGUUGGGUUUAGUGCAAAUGAAUUAAUAACAUUAAAGAAAAAGUUACCGCGACUCAAGCAUCGAAAAAUAUAA
Molecule: messenger RNA, 1952 nt
Organism: Chrysoperla carnea
Lineage: Eukaryota; Metazoa; Arthropoda; Insecta; Neuroptera; Chrysopidae
Exons: 5
Coding region: 15-1952 (645 amino acids)
Source: RefSeq, a predicted model, not a curated record